CCCGUUAUGAAAAAGAUUGAUCAGCUGUGUGACAAAAGUCAUCAGUGCCAAAAUUGGCGACUGCAGUCUACUGUGACGAAAAACAAUGCCCCAAGAAGAGACACAUGCUAAACGGAAGAAGAAUGAAGAUCAGGCUGUCACGAACUUCAGGGAGUAUCUCAGGAUAAAGACAGUUCACCCAGAUGCUGAUUACGAUGGAGCCAUACAAUUUCUUGAACGUAUGGCAAAAGAACUGGAGCUACCGUUUAAGUGCAUUGAAGUUCAUCCUGGAAAACCAGUUGGUAUAAUAACAUGGAAUGGAAAGAAUCCAUCUCUUCCUUCUUUGAUGUUAAAUUCUCAUAUGGAUGUGGUGCCUGUAUUCCAGGAGCACUGGAAAUGUGACGCGUUUGAAGCCAAGAAAAUGGACAAUGGUGACAUUUAUGGCAGAGGGACACAGGAUAUGAAGAGUGUUGCAAUACAGUAUAUUGAGGCGAUUCGGAGGUUGAAAAGUAAGGGAGAAACACCACAGAGGACUAUAUAUAUGACAUUUGUUCCUGAUGAAGAAGUUACUGGUACUCUUGGAAUGGGUUUAUUUAUAAAGAGACCUGAGUUUAAAGAGAUGAAUGUGGGAUAUGUCUUAGAUGAAGGUCUUGCCAAUCCAGAGGAUGCAUUUACAGUAUUCUAUGCCGAGAGACCAGUUUGGUGGGUGAAUGUAAAAUGUACUGGUAAUCCAGGACAUGGUUCAAGAUUUAUUGAAAACACAGCUGCUGAGAAGUUGCAAAAAGUUAUUGACUCAUUCCUUGCAUUCAGAGAAGAACAGAAAAAAAGGCUUGAGAAAAAUGUUGAUCUUCGCCUUGGUGAUGUAACAACUGUGAAUCUAACCAAACUACAGGGAGGCAUUGCGCACAAUGUGGUGCCUGUUGAUUUCACUGCAUCCUUUGAUAUUCGUCUUUCAAUUGAUGUUGAUAUGAAAAUUGGGAUAUUCAAGGGUUGGAGACACGUAAGUAGAGAUAUCAGUAGGUUGGGACAUCAGAACAUGAAGAUUGAAACGGAGGUGUUCCCAGCAGCCACUGACAGCCGUUUUUUACGAGCAGUUGGUUACUCUGCUAUUGGUUUUUCACCAAUGAACAAGACACCAAUUUUACUGCAUGAUCACAAUGAAUUCCUGAAUGAAGAAAUCUUUCUCAAAGGCAUCACCAUAUAUGAGAAGAUCAUACCGGCAUUGGCCAAUGUCCCAGCUAUAUGA
Messenger RNA from Saccoglossus kowalevskii, 1225 nucleotides. Its product is annotated as aminoacylase-1-like. The record is from RefSeq and is a predicted model, not a curated record. Gene Ontology annotation, biological process: amino acid metabolic process. Gene Ontology annotation, molecular function: aminoacylase activity. NCBI's taxonomy places the organism in Eukaryota, Metazoa, Hemichordata, Enteropneusta, Harrimaniidae. Gene Ontology annotation, cellular component: cytoplasm.